AUGAAGAAAUUUGAUACAAAUAAUAGCAGAUCUGAGAAGUUUAAUGUACAGUGUAAGCACAUAGUUAAAAGAUUUUUAAUUAAAGUUUUAGCGACUUUUACGAAAUGUCAAAUCUUGCCCAAAUCAAGGAGGUUCCUAUUUCUUUCUGAAAUUUUUAACGCUACUGUUCUAUUAUGGAUAAUCUACUACUUCAGCAGUUCGGCUGGCACUGUUGAAAUAUGGAGUACACAAGAAAAUCACACGUGUGAUUGGCUAAUUUUGAAGCCCAAUAGUAGAUUGCUAAGUAACGAAGAAAUUGAAACUAAGGAAAAUAAUGGAUACUCAAGAAGAAAUAUUUCCCAUUUGUUAGACUUAGACGAAGAGACCAUUGAAGAACAAUAUGAAUCAUUGUUGUCGGAAGGUUUCGACAAGAAUAGCAUUAAAUGGAAAAUAUUUGGGAAGUACACACCCAAAGUAAGAAAAUUUGCCUACGAAAUAAAUAAAAAUAUUGAUUUAGAAUUAAUGCGUGCAUUAAAAUCAGAUUAUUAUUAUGAUGGAAAUGAUUUUGUUUCUGUAAAAGAAUCAAAAACUAAUCGGAUAAAAGCGUUCUUUUAUAAGAAUAAAAUAUUUGUUCCACACGUCCUUCUUUUUUUGGGAGCAAUUCUUGCUGUAUUGUUGAAAGAACCAAUUUCUGCUGCUUUGUUUGUUAUUUUUCUGUUUUUAUUAAUAAUAUAUUCUUUCAUUAAAAUACGAAAAUGCACCUACAUUAUGGAGAUGAACAGAAAAUCAAGAAGUAUGUAUCUUGGUUUUAUGGAGUAUUAG
This is a messenger RNA of Plasmodium knowlesi strain H, 801 nucleotides long. Its product is annotated as Plasmodium exported protein, unknown function. The record is from RefSeq and is a predicted model, not a curated record. Lineage: Eukaryota; Apicomplexa; Aconoidasida; Haemosporida; Plasmodiidae. The transcript is spliced from 2 exons. The coding region runs from base 1 to 801 and encodes 266 amino acids.